Molecule: messenger RNA, 8518 nt
Organism: Drosophila willistoni
Lineage: Eukaryota; Metazoa; Arthropoda; Insecta; Diptera; Drosophilidae
Product: serine-rich adhesin for platelets
Exons: 4
Coding region: 66-7568 (2500 amino acids)
Source: RefSeq, a predicted model, not a curated record
UCUCUGCUUUUCUUUGCUUGGAAUAGUCGUGCAGUUCCUCGAUCUAUCAAGCGGAAACAAGGAAUAUGCUGCAACCUCGUUUAGCACGCAGAGAAGGAAGAGAAGAUUGUAACAUUUGUGUCUCCGAACCCAGGACAUCCGUGCAUCAGUGUCCUUGCCACGACAGUCGAAAAACGAUGGCGCUAGCGUUGAUCGUUGUGUUAGCAGUCAUUGGGGCACCAUUGGGGGCUACACAAACAGCCGGUGACUCAUUCAUAGUGAGGCCUACUCCAGCGCUACGGCCGGCAGUGGCAGAUGAACUGACCACCGUGCUCCUGGUUAAUAAUGGUAAUGGGGCUGGACGUGUGGGGGACAUCCAUGGCCGGUUCUUGACAGUUCGUCCAGAAGUUGGACUUUUGACUUCCACAGCUCGCACAUUUAUCCAGGAGGGUACCACAACUGAAUUCGCCACUCAGGUUUUGGGCACCACACUGGAGAAUGGCCGCCUUUACGCCCAAUACUUAAAGAAAAGUUCUAGAGUACUUUAUGAGAAUGCAAAUAGUAAUAUACAUGUGGCACCUUCUGUAGUUACAAGCUGGGUGGGUGAUAGUACAAACUUGCACACUCGAGCGUUCCUACAAAGCCACAAUGAUUUGCUCAAUGCGGAUGCCCCAGAUUGGCAGGAUAUUGACGAUCGACUAGGUGGUUCAAGCACCAGCCGUAGCCAUGACAAAUUUGUGGGUAAUACUGAUUUCGUUAGUUUUCAAAGCGCGUCUCCUACAAUAGGGCUAGAAGCAGCAUCCUCCACUAAUUCGGAUCACGAGUCGCCUUCUAAAAAUGUUCCCAUUGUAAACGUCUUUCCGGAUCGUUUUGGCAAUUUGGAGAACAAUGCUCGUAAAUUGGCUGCCCAAAAAGUAUUGCCAAUCGGUGAUUUGCCAACCUUCACAAUCAAGACACAUUUUGAGCCCAGUGCGUACCAACUGGAUGACGAUAACAGUAUGAGUCAGGAAGAGCAGCGACAACACGCGAGUUAUUUAGGAUUAGACGAUGGACGUUCGCCAAAGGUUUUUUAUCAACACCUGAUGGAAGGGCAGAACCAUGAUAAUGUAAAGAUGCCGGCGGAACAGUCUCUGUCUAAAGAAACAGUACUGCCCAAGAGAACGUUGGCUACAGUAACUUACUAUGGAUUCGCGGAUUUUACCACCCUUGUAGGAGAUAGCGUGAUUGUGUUUUCGCCAAAUACCCUAGAGACUAGUCCAAAUUUUGGACACGUUACAUCCAUUAAAGGCAAGGCUACUCUAAGUACGCUAGAGAGCCGCUCGGGGUCAAACAUUGCUCCUCAAUCUUCAAUCACUAUAGGCAUGCAGAAGGCGGAAAUUGUAUCGACACAAAUUAAUCCUUGGGCUAUCGGCUUAGAUGUAAAUACUAGCGAAAUACCAAACAACCCACCCUCAGCGGUACAGUCAAUGACGCCGGAGCUAAAAAUGUCACAGGGUAGCAUUAUAUCGACGGCAAGUGGGAGCUCUAUUGGCAACAUUAUUACAACUGAACAGGUUGCACCAAAAAAAACGGAGCUCAGUGAGACAAAUCCAACCUUCUCGUUGCCAACAGACCAAGAAAUUUCUGAAAUAUAUGCAUCACUGGCCAAAGCUCAAGAUAAGGCUGCAACGCCAUCUUCGAUUUCUGAAGCAUCCUCUGAAAUAGUAUUUGACACCAAAACGCUUAAAGCUAAGUCAAGUGUUCAGGUACUUGGCGGAGCGACAACGGUAUUUAUUGAUGAUGAUCCCUUUGCCAAUUUCGUAGAGUCAAUUGCGCCUUCUACAUCAACUUCGUCUGUCCUGCUAUCAACAUCUGCGCCAUCAACUCUGAUCAAUUACGAAUCUGCAACUGAAGAGGCGGUUACUCUGGGUCCCGAACCACUUGAUAUAUCCACCUUACCGCCUCCAGGUAGUACAGACGAAGAGGAAACCACUAUUCCGUCUGUAACUGAAGAUCUUACAGGAAUUAUUGACUCUCAGAAAUUACAAGAAACAUUUGGUGGAAAAAUUGAAAAUUGCAAAAACACCACGUCGCAAGUGUUUUUAACCCAAGUCCCCAAAUCAGGUGUAAUCGAAGAUCUCAGUACACAGUUUCAAAAUGAUGCAAGUUUACUUGCCGCCUUUGACAUUGUUCAAACAACCAAAUAUUAUUGCAUUGACACUACGGUGAUGCACGUUGAGCCCCAACAAGUGGAAAAACCGGAAAAUGAUAUUAUUAUGGCAACGAGUAGUCUUUAUAUUCCAAUUACAACGGACUCAACACCAAGUACAGAGGCUCAAGACGUAGACGAAACAACGACAGAGGACUCAAGCUCAUUAUUAGAAACCCAUACCGAGCCUAAUUUGGUGGAAAUGCCAGUUAAAGAAGGACCUACGGUUCCUAAAUUAGACGAAGCGUCAAGUAGUGAAAAUGACAGCGAUGAAAGGGAGACCGAAAAGGAUAGUGAAGAUUACGAUGCAGACACUGAAUCGGAUGAAGUUGAUUUAAUUUACAAAACUCUAUACACCACCUACACGUACCUUACUACAUUCUUCCAAGCUGAGUCCUCCACGGUUUCGAGUCACACUGAGAUAGUCACAAACGUGAUCACAUCAACGGUUGGCACUAGUGAAGAUGUCGACGUUAAGCCAACUGCUAUAGUGGCCCAAAUUGGCGACAACGAAAUAACAGCCACACAAACUCUUCAAGGGGACUCGAGUGCUAAGACAUCAACUAUUACAACCAAGUACACGAUUCCGGAAGAGCUCGAAAGUUUGUUGCACGUCGACUCGCAAUCAGCCAAUCGUAACUCUAAUACCGAAACAAUAAGUCAUAGCGAGGCUACGGUUUAUCUGGACGAUGCAAAAUAUACAAAAACAUUUUUUACAACUUACACUUACUACACUACCAUAUUUGCUGAUAGUGACACGGAAAUAAUGUCACGUACUGAGGUGCUUACAAACUAUGUUACUGAAUCGGCAGGCAAGACAAGUCUCUCGGCAUCAAUUCUAAAUUCAGAUCUCGUGGACGGACAGAAAGUUGUUCCCAGCCCAAUUAGCACUUUGGCAACUGCGUCAAGUGACGAACUCCACAAUAUUUCAAAGGUUGAUGAAGAACGUGUUACUCUAGUGACUGACGUAAGAUCAAGUAGUUCUAACGGGGAGCAGCAAGUAAUUGGAAAAGGACUUCGGGACCCCUUUGACGAUCAAGUAAGUUCAGAAAGCAACACUGACGAGAUAAUUCCGUCGGCCACCCUGCUCCUUCAAACGAGCUUCACGACUUUCACAUUCUAUACAACAAUGUAUUCUGGUGAUAUUACGAAUGUGGUAAGUCGACUUGAAACAGUUACUAAUGUAGCUACCGAAACACUUCAGCCCACUAAAACGUUAGCCGGUAGUGUGGACGAAGCGACAUUGCCCAUUACAUAUUUCACAACAUUUACAUAUUGGACCAAGUUGGCUAAAGAUGGAGAAAUUACCACUCUAAGCAGGGAGGAGACGAUUUCUAAUGUGAUUGGACCUACACAGGAAGCCUCAUCUUCGACAUAUGAUUAUGCCCCCAUAAUGACAAUCACCGAUAGUGCAGAAAACCACUUUGCUAUAACACCCGAAACAAGUGGGGAAACCAAUGCGACAGUUAAAAGCUUGCCUGAUCUUACCACAUAUUAUACCACUUAUACCUACUAUACAACAUCAUAUGAGGCUAAUAAUACUGUCACGGACUCCCGCUUCGAAACAGUGACAAAUGUGGUUACGCCUACAAGCACGGUGGCUACAUCCUUGCCAGCAUUGGAUGAGCUUGAUGCAAAAAAAGAUCUCAGUCAGACUGUAACUAAGAUCCAUGGAUUGGGUGAAAUCAAUACACCAGAUUUAGUUCUAUAUGACUAUAAGCAUAUAGUCGACGCGGAUGGUGUGAGCACUUUGUAUUUUACAACACAAAUUGUUUCUUCAGUUAAUAUUGAAGGUGCUGCCAUAGCCGUUACUAGCAGUACUUCCAGCUUGUAUAUAGAUGAAGCCAAAAAGUUAAGCAUAUCUACAUUGUCGGCAAGUGAGGCGACUGACGAAAACGGGUCAGUCUCCCGCCAAUACAAAACUGGAUUAGUCAGGCUAAUUGAAGGCACACGAAUCGGGAACAGUACCACUACUCUUUACCAGUCUAAGGUAAUUGGUACUUUGAUAGAUGAUAGGUACGCUCAGAUUAUUGAGAGUACGUCGAGCUUCCUUUUCGAAAAAACAGUUGGGCCGACAGAGAUUGUGGCCACACCAACCCUUGGGCCUAUUAUUUCAACACAGGAGUUUACAGAUGCAGCCAGCAUUAGCGAAAGCGGCGAUUCUACCAUUAGCGAUACGGAGACAACGACAGAGAGUAAUACGGAUGGGAAUGAUGAUACGGAGAUCCAAGACACGCUUCAAUCUAAAAAGCGGACAUUUGCCCCAGUAAUCAGACCAUUUGCGUCUCGCAAUAGGCCCACAUUUGCACCAAAACAAAAGAUUAUAACACCUAGUAGCGCAACUAUUAUAACUAGAUCGGAUAUUACACCGACAAUAACUGCGACCCCUGCUCUUAAAACAAUAGGCAGAUAUAGUUCAUCGAAAAGGGGACCAAUUUCAAACGCACCCAUCAACCCGAAUGACUCCAGCACGUCAAGACGUAGCUUUGGACGCCCGAUCAAACCAUCAAGUAGUUCUGCCUUAAGCGAAGUAAGCAAUAGCUCUGUAUUUGCGCCUUCAAGAAACCGCUUUGCAUCGUCUUCACGCUCCGGUCCAUUAUUAAGUUCCAGACGACUUGGCGCAAGUGCUUCAUAUCGACCAUCAAACGGUCCUGGCUUUCGAGCUUCCGCCCUAAACACUCUAAACUCCAAACUGCGCAUUAAGCCAACGGCGGCAUUAUCUUCUUCAUUGGGACAGUCUACAACGAAUACGGUGGCACCAGCCAAUCCAGAUAGUAGCAGUGAGAGCGAACAUUCAACAGAGACGCCACAAACUACCGAUGAAGACGAAACUCUGUUGGAAAAUUCUCGACGUAAUCAGAACCCUUUAUUGCGUUUCCGUCGGCCUUUGAAUAGACCCAGUGGAUUUACACCAAUACCACGUCCAAAUGCCGGCACCAGCAACUCGCCCACCAUUUCGCCUAGGAGGAACCCACUAUCGGGACGGGCAAAAACUUCAGCGACAACAACGACUACCACCACAACCACAGUCAAACCACGUCCCAGAAGCUUCCAGCGUCCCACAAUAAGCAGUCUACAAGGACGUUCAAGGCCACAAAAUAAUCUAUUUCCACCACGCGGUCUAUUUCAAGCACAGCAACAAAAAACUGAAGCUCCACCGGAAGUUAAACAAGCUGAGGCUGAAGCGGAAAAUGAUUCCGAAUAUGAUGACGAUGAUGAUGCAGAUGAUGAUGGCGAUGAAGAUGGUCAAGACGAAACUAAUAGACGUCGUCGCUCUAAUAACAAGCUUGCUCGGCCUAAAACACAUUUGAGAGUUCGUCGGCAAGCUGAUGGCUUAAACAGGAGCCGAUUUCGGUUUCGACGUCCAAGUACUGCAUCACCGCCAGUAGCAGACGAGCAGACGAUUGCAAACACUGAUGACCUUAGUGAAAGUACUGUAAAUCCACGAGCUAAAGCGCGCUUUGGAUCGAGAUACCAGGCAGCCCGGGGUCAAGGUCAAAGUCAACAUUUACAUGGACAGACAACAGCGCCAAGUCCAACGACCACAACAAAUCUUCGAUCUAUCCGUCCCACAAGACCUAUUUCUUCUCGCACCCAAUUUACAUUACGAGAGAAGGACAACUCGUCUAAGGGAUCUAUACGUCCAGGUUCAAAUUUUCGGCGACAGCAGCCUUCGGUAAGUUCUUCCAUUAGACGGAAAACUGGAUCCAGCACAGUUGGCUCUACCAGCCGUCGGUUAAAAAGCUAUAACAGCAAUAGUGGGAACAACAAUGUCGAAAGUUCCGGUUCUCGUUCAGCGGCUUCUCGCGGACGAAAUGGCAACACAAAUGCUUCCUCUAGAAGUCGGGUACGAUCCCGAAAUCGGAAUGAAUAUAUCUCAGAUCAGGAGCCUACAGAGCUAGGAACUCAGACUAUUACAGUGACACACCUUAUACCUGCCGAAGUUACUGUACCCGUUAUUAACGGCCAAGUAACGGAGUAUAAAAAUAUCGUUACUGCGAAAACAAGCACCGAAGUUCUGGGGCCACAUCAAUACUCUCAAAUUGUUGGCACCAAUGGACAGACAUCUGUAUUUUUAACAAGAGAGGACUCGAGUGUGAACAUUGCUGGAGCCACUGAGCUUACACGUUACCUGUUACAUGAUUCGUUGACAACGACAAUAACAUUUACCCCAACGACAAUUCGUGGCCGUAAGACAUCUUUCUCUCACGUGCUUCCAUCCACAGUAUAUUCUGUGGAGGCUUUGAUAUCUACAGUACAGCCUCAAAUAUCGGCAAACGCCCCGCUGGCCAAUAUUUUACUUUCACAAUUAUUAUUGGGUAACCUUAAUCUGCCAUCAAAUCCAUUAAUUGGCGCCCUUGGACAGCAGCUACCGGAUACGAUGCCAGCCGUAUCUCCCACCCCGCUACAGCCAGUCACAGAAUUCCGCACCCAUACGUCCACAUUUGUGACAACCAUAUUUGACGGCAAGUCUACAAUAGUGCCAGUCACGUUUCAAGGCAAAAAGAUCCUUACAACUGUCUACGAUAGCUCCUGGCAGACAAUAACCGCCACUGAAUACAGUGUAGAUACUAUAGUUAACACUCCGACGCAGCAGCAACCGCAGCAUGCACAGUCAAUUGGCCAGGUGGCACAGGUGAACAGUUUGCUCCUACAGCAGUUACUUUUACAACAGCAACAGCCGCAGCAACCGCAACUUCAGACAAUUUCCCAUACGACGUCGCCACAAAUAUUUUUGAGUGACAACCUCCAGGACUUAGAUGAAGCUUCGCGCUCAGGAGUGGAAAUCGGAGGCCGCGAUAGCAUUGACGACAUAAUAGUACCUGUUGAGAACGAAAACGAUGGGGAAGUACAACACAAAGGUAAUCGCAAAAAAACACGCAAAUCUAGCAAAGGUCACAAACGAAACAAGCAGCAGUUAAAUCUCCCGCAAGAUGAAAGCAGCGUUGUUACGCUUUAUGUGUCCGGUCGCAGGCCUGGGGAAUUUAGUACUAUACUGUCCACGGUUCAAAACGGGUACGACCAUUCAGUGUCCUUGCAGAAAAGGCAAGCGCAUGCUAAUAUUAAAACAACUGUUGCUUUUGAUGGGCUUGACGAUCAAUACGAAUCGGAAGGAAGCGAAACUGUUCAAUUGUAUGUACCUCUCAAGAUCGAAGCUGACACAGAAUCAGAGAGUGAUCAUCUCCACCUGCAACUUGUCGAAAAUUCACUUGCCUCAGAUGUGAGAAUGGCAAUAAUGCACGAGCCCACCGUUCAAACAGCAUCAUUGGAAAGCAUUGUUGGUGACGUAGGUCUUUGGUAUGCCAAAUCAACGUCUCAGGCAUCACUCGCAGCGUCAUCGACGACCACUGAUAGUUCAAAAGGGACGGAUGCGACGAAUACCCUACAUUUUUUAGCAUAAAUGACCUCACUGAGUUGUCCCCACUACAGUUGCAGGUCAAUAAAGUCUGUGAGCUUCCGAACUGCCCACUCGACGUCAAACCCGUUGCCCUAGAAAAAGUAAGCAAACCAAAUCAAAGAAUGAAACGUGAGACCCGUCUCAUCUUGGCCAACAGCAUCACUAAAUUCAACGCGACAGAUCCAGAUCCAGACCCAGAUUCAUUACACAAGCGUCGGUUUCGAAAGGUACUCGUACGGCGCCAACCUAAGCUACAAUAUGCCGUACCACUAGUCAAUGAAAAAAAUCAAGGAACCCACGGCAGUCUUCUCAAUGUGCAGAUUAAACAGCCAAAGAAACAUCGUGUUGUAAUAUUCAAACAUAAAGUUUCAAACAAUACCUUCGUCGAUACCAAUAGCCCGAGCCAAAACAGUUCAGCUGAAAGUUUCAAAUUUGCUAAAACGAAUCAUAAGCAAUCGCUACAACCAACAUCCCAGUCGGUAUUGAAAAAUACUACUUCGCCGGUUUCAGACGUUUUAACUAAAAGUAGUCACAACACGCUUUCAAAUAAACGUAGAAGGCGAAAAAAGAAACAAUCUCGCAUUCAAUCGAGUAAAUCAAGGACAUCGUCAAAUUGUACAGACUGCAUUAACCCAGACACUAAGCCUCUGACCGUGUUCAAGGUAACCACAUCGACUACUGAAUUGUACACAAGAACCUAUUCAUACAUAGUUGAUCGCGUACACAAUGACGAGCACGAAGUCCAAUCCCAAACAACAUUUAUCCGGGUGACUACCCGCACAUUGCCGGUCACACUGACCAUCACGUCAAGCCAUUUAACUAUAGAUUCAGUUAUGCCCACGUCAACUAUGCAUACGAGUUACCCGCACACUCAAACUCUGCAUCACCACUCUAUGUUUUCUUCACAAUAGUUAAAACGCACAAUUUUAAGAAACAAAAAAAAAAAGUUUUAA